Salvia hispanica is the source of this 1196-nucleotide messenger RNA. RefSeq lists its product as uncharacterized. Lineage: Eukaryota; Viridiplantae; Streptophyta; Magnoliopsida; Lamiales; Lamiaceae. The record is from RefSeq and is a predicted model, not a curated record. Gene Ontology annotation, molecular function: sequence-specific DNA binding; DNA-binding transcription factor activity. Gene Ontology annotation, cellular component: nucleus.
UUCAUUUUUUCUUCUUUCUUACAUAACAUUCAUCUUGUCCAGAGCCGACAUAGCUUUCUGCAGACAAAGAUUGUUUAUUACAAGUCACAAAGUUGAAAGUGGUGAAGCAAACAUGACAAUGAAUCCAAGAGAGAGAGAUUUGGGAGGAAAGGAAGAGGAGGGAGAAUACACCAAAUUCCCCAAAAUGACCUCCUCAUCCCCAUCACCAAGGCAGUGGUCAUCAACCUUGAAGAACCCUAGAAUCGUGCGAGUAGCACCCGGCUUCGGAGGCAAGGACAGGCACAGCAAGGUGUGCACAGUGAAAGGGUUGAGAGACAGGAGGAUUAGGCUCUCAGUCCCUACUGCAAUACAGCUCUAUGAUCUUCAAGAACGGCUCGGCCUCAGCCAGCCUAGCAAGGUCAUUGAUUGGUUGAUCGAUGCGACAAAAUUAGACAUUGAUAAACUCCCUCCUCUCCCAACCAUUCCCACAAACUUCCUCCAAUUUCACCAGCCACCAUCAAUAUUGCCUAAUCAUCAUGAUCAUCAGCCUUAUGCUUCUGAGUUUCUCUCUCCAAAUCUGUUCAGGGAGAGAGAGAGGUGGAGUGAUGAUCAAGAGGGUUUUGGUGGAUUUGUGGCACAGAACUUCUUCCCACUAAACAGUACUCAAUUUGCAAACCCUAACUACUUCCAAUUGGAGCCUCCAGAUUUGUCAUUGUCUCAAUUUGGGGGAUUAGGGUUUGGCUUCUCGAACCGUCAUCAUCAUGAAGACAACUCCAACUGCAGCCUCUCUUCGUCGUCUCAAGCUUCGAGCUCUCAGAUUUACAUGUCUCCAUCUGCUGCGCAUUUUCAGCCCUACUUCGCAGCAACUUCUUUGGAGAAUGAUCAGUUUAGGGAUUUGCAGUUGCAGAAUUCAUCAAUGAGAUCUUUCAGUUUGAAUGCAUCCCUUCAUUCAAGCGAGAAUGAUAGAGACAAUGAGACUUAGUUCAUAUCACAUAUAGCUAUGUUAUAACGUUAAUUUCGUCGAAGAAGUGAGGUGCUGAUCACAUUGGUGCAUUGGUAAGUGAGUCUACUUAUAUAUAGUUUGUUUCUAUAGUUUUAAUUCUUGUGAGAAACAUAUAUCAUACUACUAUUUAGUAAUAUUGUUAAACUAGUAAUAUUGCACUCUAUAUUGCUUCUUUUGUAUUGAUUUAUACUCAUAACUUAAUUAAUUUCCUUUA